Molecule: messenger RNA, 2896 nt
Organism: Eupeodes corollae
Lineage: Eukaryota; Metazoa; Arthropoda; Insecta; Diptera; Syrphidae
Product: histone-lysine N-methyltransferase, H3 lysine-79 specific
Exons: 3
Coding region: 1-2571 (856 amino acids)
Molecular function (GO): protein binding
Source: RefSeq, a predicted model, not a curated record
AUGAUCGUUGCUGCGUCAAAAUUAGAAGAGACUCAACCGAUACCUUCGAAACCAACAGAGGACUUCGAUAAGGCGAUGAGCUGUCAUGUAGCUGCUUCGAUAUUGCUCUCGAAAGAGUGGUGCGCAACACCAACGUUAAUACAAGUGGAACCAUCUUUCAAAAAUUCAAAAAAACGAAACUGUUCUCGCCAACCAUCAAAUCCUUUAGAAAUCACAAGACGUCCAACUGCUGGGGAAGUACUUUCGGUCAAUUUUAGUACAGUGCCACCAUUUAGGGACUAUAACCCAUUACCAUCGACACCUCCACCAUCAUACACUCCAAGGAAGCCCGAGUAUCAGGACCUUAACCGGUCAGAAGUAAUACACAGUAAUGGAUAUAAUGCCAGGACAUUGCCGCCUAGACCAGAAUUGAGACGGACAGAGGCACAACUAGCUGCAGCUGGAGGCAACAAUCGAUGUAGAAGACAUAAUGAGUCCGAAAGUAGUGACAGCAGUAGGAGUCGUAGCAGAAGCAGUACAAGUAGCAGCAGUAGCACAACCAACAACAACAGCAACAUCAACAACAACAACAAUAGCAGCGACGAGGACGAUGACAUUAACAAUGGACUCUCAAGGAGGAAUGCUGCUCUUCGAGUAAAUGGUGCUUAUUGUCCAGAUCUUUUAUACGCCUGUUCAUUAAUACUGCCUUCCCAAGAGAGUGAUUCAUCACCUGAACGCCAAAGUACAAGUCGAACAAGACGCAGAAGAAGUCAAUUCAAACGCCAUCAAGUUCCAUUUCAACGGCCUUCAUCGUCGUCGGCAACGACAUCAGCAGCAGUAGUAAUUACAGAAUAUUCAUCAUCAGAUUACGCUGAAAUCGAUGAAAUUUCCCAAAAUAUCAACCCCCGAAGUAAUGUACUCACUCCAGCAAAAAGUACUCCCACACUAUAUCACCAAAGAAGAUCGAUCAAUGAAGGAUGUGUAACGAUAUCGAAUACAGCACAACAGCUGAAUCAAAUGGGUCAGAAUUUAAGCCUACGUAGGCCACGUAUAUCAUUGACUUGGGUUCUCAGAGAGCAACAGAAUCAACAUCAACCACAACCGGAUCAACAACAGCUGCAAAGUAACGACCAAGAUGGUGAAUAUCAAAAUAACAAUAAUCCGUCGACCAUCAGGCUUGAUGGUAAACCGAAUUUAUCGGCAGGUCUGGAGUUCAAGAAAAAACUCAAAGCAAAGCAAAAUAAUAAGGAACAGGAUAAGCUGUUCCCGGAGAAGUAUGUUAGCAAUCACAAUUUGCAGCAGCAAUUGCAGGAGAAACGAGAACCGUCCAAGGAUCUCAUGUUUGUGUGCACACCAUCGAGGCAACCUAUGUCCCUCAAGUCCGGCGAUACCACGACCGCACCGGACUCGACCUUACGACGAAGGUUUGUUAUUGGCGAGACGAAGAAAGUUCCCGAGAAGAAAUGCUUCAAAGUCAGUGACGGAAAUGUUUUAGAAAAAUGCGAGAAAGAAGAAACCUGCAAGUCCCUCAAAGGCACCUACUCCGAGCCUAGUCUAAUAGCUGCCAGUGAAGGCCAUCAUCGUCGACACAGGCACAGGAAACGUCGAGACCGGAAUCGAGUUCAGAAAUUCGGUUACGAAAUUCGAAAUGUAGAUGAGUUCCUGUCGAAAUGCUCACUAGCGUCUCCGGGCAAUAUUCCAGUGGUAUUGUCAUCCUCCAGCACGCUCUACCAAACCCGCCCUGGAGGUUAUCAGAUAGAGAUUCCUCUUCCACUAGGCAUGGUGGUAAACGCUGUUUUCAAAAACCAGAACUGGCUCUAUGUGCAAACUCCUCAUGCUGAAGAGGGUUAUGUGGGAUAUAAUGCUUGCUUGCCACUUGGCAUUUUACCUCCAGCAGCACGUGGGAAUUCCACUUCAAAACCAACUCCCUGCUGGGAUACUAACGGCGAUGUCUUUCCACGUCCCUGUGGAAACAUGACAGAUAGCGAAAAAGAGAUACGCCUUCGGGGUGGCACAAGAUCGGAUGGAGCUCGAACCCCACGUCUUAAACGGAUUCCACCGACCGGUACUCUUGAACACCACGUAGACAAGUUGUACCUCCGAGCUGCAAGCCAACCAAAACUCACUGAAAAAGCUUACGCCCAGUUAAAGUCAACGAAUAUGUAUAAGAAACAAGCUGCAGCUGCCGCCGCGGCCGCAGCCGCAGCCGCUGCUGUUGCAGGUAAAGUGCUAAUAACAGCUCAAACCCCUACAGCCUCUCCAGCAAUAGUCAAUUCAUGUAAUGCCUCUGUCCGCACCACAAACAACGAGUACCUACAUCAACACAAGACAAAGUUACUCCAAAAACAACAAAGUUUGAUGAGCCAAAAAGCUGUUUCAACAGCUUCAUCGGAAAAUAGAAGCCUCCGACAAACUCUCGUCGCUAUCAUGAUGGAUUAUGCCACGCAGAGUAUCACACUAAAAAAGGGGGAAAUCGUCACUCUAUGUGAAUGUCGUGAGUCCAAAGAUCGUCGUCAGUGGUUCUAUGUAAGAACUCGAGAUGGACGUGAAGGAUACAUUCCAGCUGAAGUGGCCGGACAUGGAUUUUUAUAAAAUAUAGUUGAAGAACAAAAAAAACUUAAUGUAUAGCUCAAGGCUUUUAAUCGGUUUUUUUUUGUCUCUAUAGAUAUUGUAAUUUUUUAAGGAUGUUAUAUUUUAUUAUUAUUAUUACUAUUAUUAAAUAUAUGGCUCUUAAUAUUAAACCUACCAAAUGUUCGUAAAUGUAACUUGAAACGAUUACGAUAAACAAAUUACAAUUUAAAGAAAUAAAAGAAAUGUUUUAAGUAAUUCGGUGUAUUUGAUAAGAAAAUGUGUAAUUAUUAUAAGUAUUGUAUAAAAUAAGAAACAAACAAAAAAAUACACACACACAAAAUAAAAA